AUGGAAGCGCUCAAUUCCGGUAAUGAAGCGGUGAAAAAGGUGAGAAACUGUGUGAAGUAUGUGAAAACCAACGAGAUUCUCGAAGAGAAAUUUCUUGAACUCAAACAACAACUUCAAGUCUCGAGCACGAAAACUUUACAACUUGAUGAUCAAAAUCGAUGGAAUACAACUUACGAGAUGUUACAAACGGCAUCGGAAUUGAAAGAGGUGUUCUUCUUUUUAGACACCUCCGAUGCCGAUUACAGCAAAGCCCCAGCCCCGAAUGAAUGGAAUCAUGUCGAGAAUCUUUGCACGUAUUUAAAACUUCUUUUCGAUACCGCGAAUCUGCUGACAUCAUCAACAAUUCCGACGACUAAUACGUUCUUCCACGAAGCAUGGAAGAUCCGGCUGGAAUUGGCACGUGGGGCAACCAGCGAAGACGUUUCCAUCAGCGGAAUCGCGAUUCCGAUGCGGGAGAGUUUCGAUAGGUAUUGGAAAAGCUGUUGUUUGAUUCUAGCGAUUGCGGUGGUGAUGGAUCCGCGGUUUAAAAUGAAGCUUGUUGAGUUUAGUUUCACGAAGAUUUACGGGGAGGAAGCGGUGAGUUAUAUAAAUUUAGUGGAUGAAGGGAUACACCAGCUGUUUCUUGAGUAUGUUGCGCUUCCGGUGGCGGCAGGUGGUGGUGGUGUGGCGGCGGGGGGUGAUGGUGGUUUGGAUGUUGAGGGAGUUGGUAUGACGGAUUUUGAUAUGUAUAUAAUGGAGACGGCCAGUCAACAAUCGAAGUCGGAAUUGGAUCAGUAUUUGGAGGAAUCGCUGUUGCCGAGGGUGCAUGAGUUUGAUGUUGUCGGGUGGUGGAAAUUGAAUAAGGUGAAGUAUCCGACGCUUUCGAAAAUGGCGAGGGAUAUUUUGACGAUUCCGGUGUCGACAGUGAUUCCGGAGUCGGUUUUUGAAGUGGGGAGAAAUGAGAUGGAUCAGUAUCGGUGUUCAUUGAGGGCGGAAACGGUAGAGGCGAUUGUUUGUGCUAAGGAUUGGCUUCGGAAUGGGGGUGAGGGUGAUUCCGGGGAAUUGAUGAAGCCUUUGGCGAAGAUGGAAUUCCCGAUUUGA
Lactuca virosa is the source of this 1080-nucleotide messenger RNA. The record is from the annotation of a GenBank genome assembly. NCBI's taxonomy places the organism in Eukaryota, Viridiplantae, Streptophyta, Magnoliopsida, Asterales, Asteraceae.